Messenger RNA from Anopheles cruzii, 1333 nucleotides. RefSeq lists its product as uncharacterized. The coding region runs from base 376 to 825 and encodes 149 amino acids. The record is from RefSeq and is a predicted model, not a curated record. The transcript is spliced from 2 exons. Lineage: Eukaryota; Metazoa; Arthropoda; Insecta; Diptera; Culicidae.
GAUCGCCCGAUCGGCCGAGAAGGCACUCAACCGGUGGCACACUCACGCGCAAUCAUCCGAAGCCGGCCGGGACGGUAUUAAAUGCCAGUCCGUCCGGCCGACGGCAGCCAUUCUCUGCGUCGUCCCGGUGGUCGUCAGUGAACCGCGUUCCGCGCUGCGAGUGCCUCAGUGCAGCGUAGCUGUUGGAUUUGUUGUCCGUGCCCAAAAGCUUCCCGGGGAUUCCGAGGCCCGACUCAGCUUGUUGACCAACUUGUUGGAGUGACGACGACGACGACGCGCGACCAGCGGGAAGUUUCCGUGGCCGCACACACAAAACAAGCGACAUCAAGUGACGUCUGCGGGCAGUGGAAAAAGGGCCCAAACCCAAAACGCAAAAUGACGAUCAACGAAAGGACAUCGCUGCUGCCGAAGGAUUACCAGAAAACCUACAUCAUCCCGAUCCCGCGUGAUGACGAAAAUAACAAUAGCAGCGACGGCAACAACAACGACAACAGCGUACUGCGAGAGUACGACAGCUGUGCCUUGACGAAAGCGGAACUGAAUAAGUACAUCGACGAUCCGUGGUGGAUAAAGAUGCGCUACGGAUGCUUCGCGUUCUGUUGGAUCGUUUGCCUGGUGGCGCUCGCCAUCUCAUUGUACAUUGCAGCCGAUGCCCUGCAGCACGACAUCUGCGGAGCGGCACAAGUGUCCAACGCUAGCAGCCUAAUGUCAACGACGCCCGCCAGUAGCAGUGGAAUCUCCGGAGUGCCCGCAAACCCGCCAGCUGUCGGUGAAUCACCACAGUCCGUAGUGUUUGCUCUGCUCAGCCAGCAGCCUACAGCGUGAUCGAACGCGCGGGAUCGGAACGGAUUUCCGUGAAGGUUAAUUGGUUACCAAUCUUCCUAUUGCUGUGAUCGCUACUGGGGCUACCGGUCCGGCCCGGGACGGGACACCGAGAGGAAUCUUAUUUAUUGCAUUACAAGCACUGUAAGCGGAUCUCAACUACGAAUGCGGAAUCGCAUUGCAUCAAUGCACGUGCUGCUUCUAACAGCGUGAUAAAAAGCCGAGAUUGACGAGCUCAGCUAGACGGCACUGGUUGAUGAUAGGCACACCGUUCAUUCGGGAUGCAACGGGGGUCUGCUGCCCGCUAUCUCGUAGAUCAUGCGGGGACUGGUGAAUGAUGCAACUCUCGAGUAAGCUGCCAUCAUACCCGGUGGCUUCGCAGCGCUUCAUUAGGCGCCCGGGUGAUGACAUUGACACCGCGCAAUCAAUCGCGUCGCGAAUAGAGCGUGCUUAGAAUGCAGCUCGUGUUGAUUAUUCCAAACAAUUCUAUACCAAUCUAAAUCUAAUAAUA